Messenger RNA from Lactuca virosa, 954 nucleotides. NCBI's taxonomy places the organism in Eukaryota, Viridiplantae, Streptophyta, Magnoliopsida, Asterales, Asteraceae. The record is from the annotation of a GenBank genome assembly.
AUGGGAAGAUUUGGAACAUUAGAGUUUCGUGGAGAUGGGGAAGUGGAUCUAAUUGAUGUAAAUGAUGAUGAGGAUAAGUUGGUAGAGGUGGAAACAAUUGAAAUGCUAUAUUGUAGGAUCUGUGAUGAUAAGAAAAAAAUUGAAGAAGCAAUUAAGAAGGGGUUAGAAAAUGAUGCAAAUGAUGAGGAGGUAAAAGAGUGGUCACGGAAGGUGCGUCAACUUUUUUAUGCGACGACUCUGGAACCUGAGAGAGUUGAUUAUCCAAAAGAAUCUAAAAAAAUAAAUGUUGUUGGAGGUGUCACGGAUGGAGAUAAUAGCUCACCCACAAAUGAAGCGACAAUGAAAACGCCAGUUAAAGUUGCUGUCAAUUCUGAUCAAAGUAAUUUUGUGAAAGGAAGUAGUCUGAUAUGCAAUGUUCCACUGGAAGGAAAUAACGGGAAGACAAAGGUUGUGUAUGUGUGUGACUCAAUUUCAGUACUCUUGCUUGAAUAUAAAGGAUAUUCAUUGUUGGAUAGUCCAGUUGUUAUGACUCCUGGUUUUUUGAAUAUGUCUGAUGAAAUUGUGGAAAUGAGCAUCAGAAAGAAGAAGGGUUUUUGCAAAGAUGACAUACCAUCAUUCGAUUUGAGAAUAACACAAUUGAAUGAGGAAGAUAAAAAUAUGGAUGAUAUGGAAGGAACUAAGGCAGUAAUUAGAUAUACAAAGAAAUCUGUUGCGGAAGAUAAGCUAAAGAGAAAAAAUGGCAACGAUAUUAUGGAAAGUGAAAAGGUGCAUGUUGUUGACUUCAAUAAUGGAAAAGGUAAAAGGAAGGGGAAACUUGGACAAUUUAGGUGUUCACCAUAUGUAGAUCGGAUUACAGACAUGGAUGAGACGGUUAAAGAUGAUGAAAACGUUGUGGCUCAAAGCAUAAUAACAUGGGGAAAAGAUAAAAGAGAAAAUAAUAUGGGAAACUAUUGA